AAAGCAGACCACAGCAAGAGGACUGCCUUACACCUCGCUGCACAGAAGGGUAAUGUGCGCUUUAUGAAACUCUUGUUGUCGAGACAUGCUGAUUGGCUGUUGAAGGAUCUGGAGGAAAUGACACCAUUGCACCUGGCCACCCGUCACUCUAGUUCCAAACCUCUUUCUCUUCUCCUCAAACACAUGGCACCAGGAGAGGUGGACACACAGGACAAAAAUAAGCAGACAGCGCUGCACUGGAGUGCAUUCUACAAUCACCCUGAACAUGUGAAGUUGCUCAUUAAACACGAUUCAAACAUUGGAAUCCCAGACAUCGAGGGCAAGAUCCCUCUGCACUGGGCCGCCCAUAACAAACACCCUAGCGCAACACACACUGUACGCUGCAUACUGGAAGCAGCUCCUACAGAGUCUCUUUUGAACUGGCAGGACUAUGAAGGGCGGACUCCGCUGCACUUUGCAGUGGCUGAUGGGAAUGAGUCUGUAGUAGAGGUGCUGACAUCAUACGAGGGCUGCAGUGUCACUGCCUAUGACAACCUGUUCAGAACACCUUUACACUGGGCUGCACUGCUGGGUCACGCACGGAUUGUUCAUCUCCUGCUGGAGAGGAAUAAGUCUGGAACUAUUCCCUCAGACAGCCAGGGAGCCACUCCUUUACACUACGGAGCCCAGAGUAACUAUGCAGAUACGGUUGCCGUGUUCUUGCGGCACCCGUCGGUGCGGGACGAGCCGGAUCUGGAGGGCCGGACUGCGUUCAUGUGGGCGGCCGGUAAAGGCAGCGACGAUGUCAUUAGAACCAUGCUGGACCUGAAGAAAGACCUAGACAUUAACAUGGCCGACAAGUAUGGAGGAACAGCGCUGCAUGCGGCAGCUCUCUCGGGUCAUGUGUCCACGGUACGCUUGCUGCUGGAGCGAGGGGCCAUGGUAGAUCCUCUGGACGUGAUGAAACACACUCCGCUGUUCCGCGCCUGUGAAAUGGGUCACAGAGACGUCAUUCUCACACUCAUCAAAGGUGAGGCUCGUGUGGAUCUGGUCGACAUAGACGGCCAUUCGGCGCUUCACUGGGCGGCCCUUGGCGGAAACGCAGAGGUGUGCCAAAUUCUAAUGGAGAACGGCAUCAGCCCAAACCUGCAGGACCACGCGGGCCGGACGCCCCUGCAGUGUGCUGCCUAUGCUGGGUACAUCAAUUGCAUGGCCCUGCUCAUUCAACACAACGCUGACCCCAACCUCCAGGACAAAGAGGGGAGGACUGCACUCCACUGGUCUUGUAAUAACGGCUAUUUGGAUGCCGUGAAGCUGUUGCUCAGUUGUGGAGCGUUCCCUAAUCAUAUGGAACACACUGAGGAGAGGUACACCCCUUUGGAUUACGCCUUGCUGGGGGAGCACCAUGAGGUGACUCAGUUCCUGCUGGAGCACGGUGCCCUGUCUAUUGCCGCCAUCCAGGACAUUGCGGCGUCCUCCAUACAGGCCCUGUAUAAAGGCUACAAGGUCCGACGCGCAUUCAGAGAACGCAAGAACCUGCUGAUGAAGCACGAGCAGCUCCGUAAAGACGCUGCCAAGAAGAGGGAGGAAGAACGUAGACGUGAGGCUGAGCAGCAGCUUUCAUUGGCUGGAGCAGAACAGCAACAGCGUCUCUCAUUGGCUACAGCUGAAGACCAGAGGCCGUCUUUGGCUGGAGCAAGUAUGGGCGUAAAAAACCCAGCAGUCUCCCAAGUUCUCAAAACCAAAAAAAGCCCCAAAACCCAACAGAACAAACCAGACAAACUGAGACAUAAAGAACGUAGAAGGAAAGAGGUUGACACGACAGUGACCUCUGCCCUUCCAGCGUCGUCUCCCGGUUCAGAACAAGAAUCCAGAACCGUGGUUAAUUUGGACUGCGUGACGGGCGUGUGCAGUUCAGACACGUGCGCGUCGACGGUGUGCGUGUCCAAACGGGAGCGAAGGUCUCCCGCCGGGUCCAGUCGACCCGGGAGCGCGAAACCCACGCACGCCGGGGUCCACCAAGCACCCGGAACCACCGAGACCUCCAGAAGUUCCAGACCCAGGACCGCAGGGAUCCACCAAGAACGCGGACUCGACGAAGCCUCCGCGGUGGACCACCCCAGACCAUCCGUAGCCGUAGAAACCCAGACGAAACCAGAAUCUGCAGGCGACUCAGGACCUUGUUCCGAAGUAGACGUGACUCAGGACGCAGACGACCACGGUGUGACCAACGCUGUCAGCUUAAUCCAGCAGAGACCAGAGGAAAAAGAGAGACGGACAGAGAGAGACAUGGAGAAACCAACAGAGAGAGAGAAAGAGAAACAAAGAGAGGAAAAGGACGACAGACAGACAGAAAGCAGGGAGAGAGAAUCAGACAGAGAUAAGGCAGCGAAGAGGAGCGAGAAAGAGCACGGGCGACGGACAGAACGGAAGAAAGAGAGGCUGGCGGAGAGAGAGAGGGACAGACGGGCCGAGAGAGAGAGAGAACACGGGAAAAAGAGCAUCCGCAAAAAGAAUCACGCGGCGAGCACCAUACAGAGAGCAUGGAGGAGGUCCCGUCUUCGCCGUCGCCUCAGGGAGGCGCUGCGUGCAAGUGAAAAGGGGGCGGGGCCGGCAGAGGUCACCGCCCUCCUCCUCCAGCUCAUAUGGGACUGGCCAAUCAACAUAGAUCAUGCCACCCUAACGACCGGCGCCGAGCAACGGGUUCCUGCCGCAAAGACCACAGGAAAGAAAAGCACUGUCUUGCAGAAUAUCUAUGGAGGGUCCCAGGCCAGGAUGGGACGAGGCCUUAGAGGAGCAGUAACACUCAACUCACGUAGUCAGAGCCAGUUACUACUGGAUCUGUCACUCAAAAACAACAAACACUUGAGCGGCGUGGAGUGUGUACACCUGUUGGAUUCACUGGGUCAGGCCAAGCACUAUUCAUACCACAUGAGACCACAGAGUGCCAGCAACUAUAGUACACAUAACAGAACCAAAAACUGAUAGACACACACACACACACACACCCACACACACACCAUUAAACCAAACCAAACCAAACCAAGAGCUGAGACACACAUAGAUACCCGGAGACGGGGCCGUGACUGGCGGGACGCUCUGGAAAAAGACUGAUUGCACACGAAUACAAAUGAAAAGUGUGUCUGUCUGAGAGAUGGACAAACGAAAUGACACGAGGAUGUCACA
Chanos chanos (milkfish) is the source of this 3165-nucleotide messenger RNA. It is a transcript of the gene invs, whose product is annotated as inversin. Lineage: Eukaryota; Metazoa; Chordata; Actinopteri; Gonorynchiformes; Chanidae. The record is from RefSeq and is a predicted model, not a curated record. Gene Ontology annotation, molecular function: protein binding. The coding region runs from base 64 to 2964 and encodes 966 amino acids. The transcript has 16 exons.